CGAGUACUUCGCUCCGUGGGUUAAAGAAUGUCCCGGGUCCCUUUAGGAAAAGUCCUCUUACGAAAUGUCAUUCGUCACACUGAUGCACACAACAAGAUUCAGGAAGAAUCAGAAAUGUGGAAAAUAAGGGAGUUGGAGAAGCAGACUCAAGAGACUUACCGAUGGAAGCAAGGGAGAAUGUCACCCAAUACCUCCAGUAGUCGUAUGCGCAGUGACGGUUUCGAUGAGGAGAGCCAAAGGGCUGAUUGGAAGGCAAAGAGCUUUGUGCAUGUUCCUGACAUGACUGAAGAUGAUCUUCUCCGGGCCCGGACCUGGAAUAAGAAGCUCCAUGAAUGUGAAGCCAACAUGCCAGAUAGAUGGGGUCACAGUGGCUAUAAAGAGUUAUAUCCAGAGGAAUUUGAUACUGACAGUGACCAGCAAGAGAAAGAUGAACAAAACGCUGUCAAUGGAAAGAGGAAGUCUCACCCAGGAAAACAAUCUGUGCCUGAGUCACUCAAACGGAAGAGGCCAAAGAAAUCACAGAAGAAGAAGCGGAAGAAAAGAGGUCACACAAAAAAGCGAAAGAAGAGGAAAAAGGAGAAGGCGAAGGCAUCAUCAGAUUCUUCCCAGGAAGCGAGUGUUCAGGAGGGGACUUCGUGCACCUGGAGAGGGAAACACAAGCACAAGAAGAAGACCAGGAAAAGGCUUGCAAAGGAACCUGCCUCUUCCUCUGGGCGGGAAAGUGACUCUUCCAGUGUGAGCAGCUCUGAGGACAGCGAACCUGAGGAGAAAAGGAAAUGGUCUAAGAAAAAAAGGAGGAAAUGCCCUGUGUCUGCAUUAGAGAGGCACAGUGAGAUUCAGGAGAAGCAAAACAAGAGGAAGAACUGGAAAGUGGCAGCUGAUGAGAAGUCGGAGGACAGCUCAGAUGAGGACUAACAAGAGGCUGUGAGUCUGGGGCCAUGGGUGAAAUUGCACGUCAGCGAAUGGAGGCGGACGUUUUCUCCUGAUG
This is a messenger RNA of Gopherus evgoodei (Goodes thornscrub tortoise), 988 nucleotides long. RefSeq lists its product as uncharacterized. The record is from RefSeq and is a predicted model, not a curated record. NCBI's taxonomy places the organism in Eukaryota, Metazoa, Chordata, Testudines, Testudinidae.